AUGGUAAUAACGGUGCGUCCGCCUGCAUGGUUCCCGCCAGCAGUAGCAGCGGCAGAGUGGGUUGCACUUGGCAAGAUGGCGGACAAGGAGGAAGCAACCGAGAAAAAUGAGAAGACCAUCGCCGAAGAUAUCGUGGUUACCAAGUACAAAAUGGGCGGUGAAAUGGUCAACAGAGUCCUCCAGGAAGUGAUAAAGAAGUGUCAGGCUGGGGCUUCAGUGAGGGAGAUCUGUGAUCAUGGAGACAAGCUUCUCCUUGAAGAAACUGGGAAAGUUUUCAAGAAGGAAAAGGAGAUGAAGAAAGGAAUUGCAUUUCCGACUUGCCUAUCAGUCAACAACUGCAUCUGCCACUUUUCCCCUCUGUACAGUGAGCCUGAUCACAUCCUCCAAGAUGGUGAUAUGGUGAAGAUAGAUUUGGGGGCUCACAUUGAUGGCUAUAUUGCUGUUGUGGCUCAUACACUGGUGAUUGGGGCUUCACAUGACGAUAAAGUGAAAGGGAAGAAAGCAGAUGUGAUCAUGGCGGCUCACCUGGCUUCAGAAGCUGCUCUGAGGCUUUUGAAACCAGGGAAUGAGAAUUACGCAGUCACUGAUAUGGUGCAGAAAAUAGCUGAGGCAUAUGAAUGCCAUCCAGUGGAGGGAAUGCUCAGCCACCAGCUGGAGCACCUUAGGAUAGAUGGUGAGAAGAGCAUCAUUCAAAACCCCAGUGAGGGACAACGUAAGGACCACGAGAAGUGCACAUUUGAGGUCCAUGAGGUCUAUGCCAUGGAUGUUCUUGUCUCUACGGGUGAAGGCAUUGGUCGUGAAUAUGAUUCACGGGUCACUGUGUAUAAGAAGACAGAAGAUACAUACAUGCUGAAGAUGAAGGCAAGCCGUAAUUUCUUCUCGGAUGUGGAGAAACGCUUUGCAACAAUGCCAUUCAACCUGCGCACCUUUGAAGAUGAGAAGAAGGCAAAAAUGGGUGUUGUGGAAUGUGUCAAGCACAAGCUCAUUGAACCAUUCCAUGUCCUCUAUGAAAAGCCUGGGGAGUAUGUGGCUCAAUUCAAAUUUACGGUCCUGUUGAUGCCAACUGGAUCUCACAAGAUUACUGGAAUCCCAUUUGAAGCAGAUAUGUAUGAGAGUGACAAGACUAUCAAGGAUGAAGAGAUCUUGAAAGUCCUCAAAUCUUCUGUGGGGCACAAAGGUGGGAAGAAGAAGAAGAAGAAGCCAGGUGAGAAGACAGGGGCAGGCGAAGGCGGCGUGGGGAAGACGAGCAUUGUGACUCGGCAGAUAAGCGGCAAUUUCCAGAAGAAUGUGAGCAGCACUCUUGGGGCCUCUUUUUGUACCUGCAUGCUUCGUAUUGAUGGCACACGAAUCCGAUUGCAGGUAUGGGACACUGCAGGACAAGAGAGAUUUCGUGCAAUGGCUCCUAUGUACUAUCGUAAUGCAAAUGCUGCCCUCCUUGUCUUUGAUCUCUCCAAAUAUGCCACCUUCACAGAUGUCAAAAAAAUCUUAAUCCAUGUCUAUGAGCAUAAUACCCUCAUAUUGACAGAGCUGUCCAAGAAUGUUGAAGGUCCUCUUGUCCUAUGUCUCUUGGGGAAUAAGAGUGACCUUGUGAGUGAAAGGCAAGUAACAACCAAGGAAGCAGCAGACUAUGCUGCCUCACUCGAUGCAUUGUUCUUUGAGACCUCAGCUGUCAACAAUGAAGGAAUUGAGGAAGCAUUUGUGAGCACAGCACAGAGCCUCCUGAAGCAGCUGAAGGUGCAGCUACCUCCAGAAGCAGUUCAGCUGCAGACAUCACAUAGGAUGGAUGUAGAGAAUCUGAGAAAGUUAUGUGAAUUUGAACCCUUGGAUAAGAUAGAUAAGGUUAUCGAGGCCAUAUGGAGUGUAGCCUCAAGUGCCACUGUUCCAACGAUGGAUGACCUCUUGUUUCGACCUGAGGUUCAAGGGGAUUUCGAUGACACAUUACAUCAUCACUGUGCUGAGAGCAUGAAAGUCUUGCAAAGGGCAUUGCAUAUGAUUGGAGAUCAAGAUCUUGAUGACAGACAGAAAUCUGCUCUAAAGCGUGCCAUCGUUCGGGUGAUUGUACUCUGUGCUGAACAUGCAAAUAAAGAAAACGUGUGGAGUGGACACAAUUUGAUUGAAGGAGCUUCAGCUCUUCUCAAUGAAGCCCUGAGUGUCACAGGAGCAAAAUCUGCAUCUGACUUAUUAGUUGGAAAAAGCCAGCUUUAUGAAAGGGGGAUAAAGAAGGAUUGUUUUGUGGCUCUCAGGCCAAAACUGCUCAAGGACACUUGGAAGAAGUAUCCAGCUGCCAAGAUGGCCUACUUCUGGCUGCUCUCACAGAUCAAGUUUCCAGAACUGAGUGACCUGAUUGACACUGUGAUGCCAACUGCACUCAUCCUGCUUGAUGAUCACAUACCUGCCAACAACAUUCUUGGCAUUCAGGCAGUGCAGCAUGUCAUUGACAAUGUGAGUCCAACAGAGCUGAGAUGGCAUGGGAGGGCAGAGGUGAUUUAUGCAGCAUUGAAGCAUGAGCUGUUUGCUCGAGAGCCUUGCAUUGUGUCAUGCCUCCAUCCACCAUUAAUAUCCAUCCUCACUAUCCUCGAAGGAGAUCCUAAGAAGCCGAUGGAAUCCCGUCCUGGUCCCAAGCAUGAUGAGGUGAUGAUUCAAGUUCUGUACAACAUGGGCAUUGAGACCCAACUCAACCUGCGAAGGGAAUAUAUCAAGAUCCUUCUGCUGUAUGUCCAGGCAUUAGGCAUUGGAGUGCUAAAGUGGAUGAAUCGCAUUCUGGAAGUCAUUGAAGAUUAUGCCAUGAAUGAUGAUCCGCCAAGGCAGGGAUGCCGCAUUGGAGCCUUGAAGAGUUUGGAAUCAGUUGUUCAAGAGACAUGGCCUCGGGUGCCAGAGAACAUGGAGAGGAUCUGUGAGAUUCCAUUGAAGCUCAUGAUUGAUCUCACCGGUGAUGCCAGGCCCUGGACCGUCGAUGAUGAGGCGGCAAAGGUGAUAUUUGAGCCAUGCCUUUCCAUUUUACGACUCUGUCGGGAUGUGAACUCCACCAUAUCAUGGGCUGACCCAGUAAAAAUGUUGAAGUGCGUGCAUGAGCUGCACAUGUCUUGGAGUCGAAGUGCCCGUUCUUCCUUGCCCCAACAUGCUCUUGCCUUGCGUAGACCAUCUGCAUCGUUCCUCUCGACAGCAGCUCAGGAGAAGCCAGAAAAAGCAUCAUCAGUGACUCUCACAACCCUAUCGUCCAUCCCGACAUGGGUGCGGACACCUCUGGACCGCAAGCUGUACUUGUGUCGCACCCCUCGGGAUGUCCUAGACCUCACGCACACUCGGUACUGUGAGGUGCGGCAACUGUAUUAUGCAGUCGUCGUCCUGCAUUCUCUGGUGAAAUCCCAAGAAUAUUGUCUCAAAGACUUUGAAGAUGAUGCUCGAUUCAAGUCCUUGUUGAUGACCCUCAGUGAAAGCUUCUCCAGUGCCGAAUUUUCAUUCCGGGCAUAUCAGUCCUUGCUUGAAAUGGGCAUUCCCCCUGCCUCUGAAGUUCUCAGUUCACUGGCAAGACGCAUGGCCGAAAACUUGCGUCGGAUGAAUGCCUCGCUCAUUAUACGCAUAUUGGACUUCGUGGUGUCUUACCCGAAGCAACAACAGACACCAGAACAGAGGCGUCUGCUGGAGGCUUGCGUGAACAAUCUUCAGCUGCGUUGGGUGGAAUUCAGUAACUUGAAGCAUGUUCUUGCAGUCUUGAAGCAUCAUUCCCUCUUCACUCCUGAGUUUCUCACCAAUGUUCAAGACAAGACCAUGGAAUUGCUCGACAAGGAGUCCCCUCAAAAUCUGUCCAAGGUGGUGUGCACACUGGCAAAUGUGAACAGACGCCCAGCACCACUUCUGAGGGCAUUGGCAUAUCACAUGACCAAGCAGGAAUUGAAACUGACUGCUCGUCAGUUGUCUGAGGUCCUAGCUGCUCUUUACCGACUCAGUUUUCCUGAUCAUCCUCUACUUGAUCGCAUUGCAACUGAGCUGAGACCCCAGAUCUCAAAUAUUCAGAGUGUGAAUGUCAUUAGGAGUAUCCUCACAAGUGUUGGGCUCUUGCGUUGGAGACAUACAGGGCUGAUCCAAAACCUAUGUGAGUGGAUGAGGGAGAACACAGGUCGCUGCAGCACAUCUGAAUGGGUUGCUCUCCUCCAAACCCUUGCCUCUGUCUCCUACAUGCCUUUUGAAGCUGAUAGCAUUUUUCAGGACAAGCUGGCAGAGUUGGAGCAGGGACAGAUGAGCAAUGCAGAAUGGGUGAAUGUAGUCUGGUCCUUGAUUGUACUGGACAAAGCCAGUCCAAAACAACUGAAUUCCAUUCUUGAUCCCAAAUUCUUCUUGUCAUCUGCAGAUUUGGUGCACCGCAUCAAACUCUGCCACAUAUGUCAAUACAUUCGCUUGUCUGGGUUGGUCCAGAUCCCUGAAGACAUGAUGAAUAUGUUGUGUGAGUUUUUUGAAGCAUAUAUCCUAUGCUCUCCACGGUCUGCAGAAUCUGAACUUCUCAGCCUGAGAGUUCGAGAUGCCAUUGGGAUAUUCAUCCCAAGUCCCAAAUUUUUGAAGAGCAAAACCACCUCAACCAUCUGCUUACCCCUUGAUGCUGAAUUUAUAAUGGAUCGCAAUGGAAACCCUCUUCCCUGUGAAAAUGCCCAAAGCUCAAAACUUCCUUCUGGUGCCUCAAAGAGAAGUCAUACUCCCUGUGAGAAUGCCCUGAACUCAAAACCUCUACCACCUGGUGCCUCAAGAGUGGCUGUGCUCAUGUGGGACUACAAGGACUUCACAGUGGGGAACCAGGUGUUGACUGGUCAUGCCAUGCUGACUCGUAAGCUCCUGCAGAUGGCUGGGUAUGUCCUCCUAGAGGUCCCACACAUGGACUUUCAAUACAAGAACAUGGAUGCUCAGGUUGAUUAUCUCAAGUUGAAGGUCAAUCAAAUCUCGGGGAACCGAGCCAGAUAUCCGAGGAAUGUUGACUUCCCACUCGCAAUAUUCCCUUCCACUGUGACCGUAAACGGCCGAUUCAAUUUGCAGGACAUUUCGACCCUCGAGAACGUGAACAACGAAAGACUCGGGUCCUUCCCCCUCACGCGUCGGAAGGAAGGAAAUCCCGCCAAACGUCCAAAACUUUUGAACGCACGUGGCCGCAUGCAUCUCUCGCCUUUGUCUCCCACGGAUGCUCCAACUCUCGAGAAACCACGCAACUUAGGAGACAACAGACAAGUGCAGAAAAGUCCCCUCACUCGUGAAAAUGCUGACAACCUACCGUUGCUUGCGUUGGCCUCUGAUGGCGAAGGUGAACCCUCAGUGCCUUUUUGUGAUUACAUCGCCAGGGUGAUCAAGAUUGAUCUGCCCAACUUUGACGAACUGAAGGAAGACUGGAGCCGCUUGAGUGCAGCUGAGAUUCGACUUAAAAUGAAGGAAAAGGGGGUUCAGCCAAUCCGUCCAUGGCAGGAGAAGUCAAUCAACCUUGCCUCUACUGGUGAUAUCUUUGAAGCCUACAUUCCCCCAGAAGGCGAUGGGAAAAUAUCUGCAAUUCUUCCCUCUGGUGCAAAGCAGAAAAUGGUGCUAAUUGAGAAGAAGAGCAAGUCCUAUCUAGCCCUCAGGAAAAUACGUAGCUUCAUAGAAGGUUUUGAUGCCUCCGAAUUUGCAUUUAAGGCUCAGGACAUCUAUGUUGAAGCCCACAAAUGCCUUAUGAAUUUGAAGGAGAAUGAAGACAGGCUUCAUGACCUCGUCACUGAGAAGUGCUUCCCUGAAAUGACAAGGAACGUGAAGCUGAAAACCAUCAGGUGGAACUUCCUGAAGUCAAUUGAGCCCCCAAGAGUUGUUCAUGCUCGUGCCACUCAUCUCAUCUCCAAGGAGAACAUGUUUGCUCAAGUCACUCUCCGAUUUCACACUCAGCAGACCCUAGCAGUUUAUGACAGAUUUGGGAGGCUGGAAUAUGGGAGUGAAGUGGUGGCAAAGGAUGUGCUAGAGUAUGUUGUCUUUGAAAAUCACCUCUCAAAUGAGUAUGGGCUGUGGCGCAUUCAUGGGAAGGUGAUUCCCAACUGGAUGCCACCCAAGGAUCCCAUUCCAAGGACGUACCGUAAGCCAGAUGUACCCAAAAAACCAGAGGUCCCAGUUCCACAAUCUCCAACUCAGCCCAAAGCCCAGGCAAUGUUCUCAACUAGUACACAGGCAAAGACUUGGGUGUUCCCAGAUGAGCAGGUCAUUGAAAGCCUUCGAUGGGAAGCCAAUGCACAUUUUGCACGAGACAACCCUUAUAAAGUUGCUGAUCCAGAGAAAUUCUAUCUGAUGUACGAUGAAGAGCGAAUGCUGCUGAGGCAGUACGAGUACCAUCUCCGUGAUUUCUGUCGCAAGUUUGAACCUCCAAUACCCAAAACUGUUGUUGGCACAGCAUUUCACUUCUUCAAACGCUUCUACCUCUACAACUCUGCCAUGGACUAUCACCCAAAAGAGAUCCUGGUGACGUGUGUGUUCCUGGCCUGCAAGGUGGAUGAGUUCAAUGUGUCCAUGUCCCAGUUUGUGGCCAAUAUUCAUGGGGACAAAGAGAAGGCAGUGGAUGUGAUCUUGAACAAUGAACUCCUCCUCAUGCAGCAGCUUCAGUAUCACCUCACUAUUCACCUUCCCUUUCGUCCUGUUGAAGGAUUCCUCAUUGAUCUCAAGGUCCUCAAUACCAGAUACCCAAUGUUGGAGAAUCCAGAAUCAUUGCGAGCAGGUGUAGAGGACUUCCUUGGAAAGGUCUUCUUCACUGAUGCCAUCCUCAUCUAUGCACCCUCUCAGAUUGCCCUAGCAGCAAUAUUGAAUGCAGCCAGCCGCCAGAAUCAGAACCUUGACUCUUAUGUCACAGAUUGCCUCUUUGGGGAUAAGGCCAGUGACAAACUCAAUAACAUUAUUGAGGCAGUACGAAGUGAGCCACUCUUUCAACUGUACAAGCGGAAACUCCAGGAGAUGCUGGAGGACGAGGAAGAGGUGCGGGCCAGCAAGUAUGCUCGCAUCGCCGAGGCUCAGAGACAGGACGAGGAGGCCCGCCUCAACUCCUGACCUCGGCCGACUUCUCGUUCUGUGAUUCGACGUGAUUUUCUCCUCCUCUGAGUCUCACUCGAGGAAUGACCUGAUGUUUCCAAUGAAGACAUUUUGAAUAGAUCUA
This is a messenger RNA of Darwinula stevensoni, 7138 nucleotides long. The record is from the annotation of a GenBank genome assembly. Lineage: Eukaryota; Metazoa; Arthropoda; Ostracoda; Podocopida; Darwinulidae.